Cornus florida is the source of this 1667-nucleotide messenger RNA. Its product is annotated as COBRA-like protein 6. Gene Ontology annotation, molecular function: carbohydrate binding. Gene Ontology annotation, cellular component: plasma membrane. The record is from RefSeq and is a predicted model, not a curated record. The coding region runs from base 23 to 1336 and encodes 437 amino acids. Gene Ontology annotation, biological process: plant-type cell wall cellulose biosynthetic process; cellulose microfibril organization. The transcript has 6 exons. NCBI's taxonomy places the organism in Eukaryota, Viridiplantae, Streptophyta, Magnoliopsida, Cornales, Cornaceae.
UGUGUUUAUUGAUCAAAGAUCAAUGGGUUUGGUCCUGAUUUUGUUCUUCUUCUUCUCUCUCCUCAGUUUUAUCUCACCAACUUAUGGGUAUGAUCCAUUAGAUCCUAAUGGGAACAUCACUAUCAAAUGGGAUGUCAUGCAAGAUAAUUCUGGUUCACAAGAUUUGAGAGUGUGGAUUUUCAAUUACCAGCUGUUCCGGCACGUGGAGCAGCCUGGUUGGAAGCUAAGUUGGACAUGGCCAGGUGAUGAGGUGAUUUUGGGCAUGUGGGGAGCUGAGGCUACUGAGCAAGGCAAUUGCUCGGCAUUUAGGGGAGGACAACUUCCUCAUUGUUGUGAGAAGGAACCGGUAAUCAUUGACCUUUUGCCUGGUGCCCCAUACAAUAAGCAGUUUUCCAACUGCUGCAAGGGAGGGAUUCUAUCGUCAAUGACACAAGAUCCCAGUAAGUAUGUAGCUGCUUUUCAGAUGAACAUUGGCGGUUCUUCCACCGACACUGCAGACAGUUCAACGCUAGGAAUACCUGGAAACUUUACACUUGGUCUUCCCGGUUAUACAUGUGGAGAUCCAGUUGAAGUCCCUCCAAGCAAGUUUAUCGAGGACCAUGGCCGUCGACAAACACAAGCUCUUGCGACAUUUAACGUGACUUGCUGUUACUCCCAAUUUCGAGCAACACCAGCCCCAACGUGCUGUGUUUCUUUGUCUGCAUUCUACAACGAUACCAUUAUUCCAUGCCCACGUUGCAGCUGUGGCUGCCAAGGACAACCUGGAGCAAAAUGUGUAAAGCCUGGUGAAUUACCGCCGGUGUUGCAGCUGCAACCUAAUGGAGUAGCACAGCCGGUAGUGCAGUGUUCGCAGCACAUGUGCCCGAUAAAGGUGCACUGGCAUGUGAAAGUAAGUUAUAAACAGUAUUGGCGGGUCAAGAUCACCAUCACGAAUCUAAAUUCUGUGAAGAACUACAGUGAGUGGAACUUGGUGGUGUUACACCCGAACAUGAGAAGUGUGACACAAGUUUUCAGCUUCAACUAUAAGCCCCUUGAUCAGUAUGGCAAAAUUAAUGAUACUGGGAUGUUUUAUGGGAUUCAAUUCUACAAUGAUAUGCUACUCCAAUCAGGCAGAAUUGGAAACGUACAAAGUGAGAUGUUAUUAAGCAAAGACCCUGGGAUUUUUACUUUCAGGGAAGGAUGGGUUUUCCCGAGAAAAAUUUCCUUCAAUGGCGACGAAUGUGUCAUGCCCCCUCCAGAUGAGUACCCUAGGCUCCCAAACAAUGGUCAUGCUGGUGCAAUGCCAAUGCCCUGCAUAAUUUCUCUCUCAUUGUUGUUACUCACAACAAUGUUCUGAAAAAGACUUAUUUUUAUUGUUUUGCCUGCAAUAGUUGCAAAAGUUUUGCCCUAGAUCAUGAAGAAGAUACAUAUAGUCAAGUUUAAUGGUUCAGCAUGUGUAUGAAAAAUCCAUGUCUAUCUAUACAUGGAACAUGAAAUUGCCAUUUGCAAAUCAAUGUAAAACAAGGAAAACAAGGGCCUGUUUGGUUCAGCUAUAACAUCUCAAAUGAAGAACACAGCAUCCACAAUAUUUAUUUAUCAUUUCCUCAAUGGUUUGGAUGAAUACCCAAAAAAUUAAAAAAAUAAAAUGGUGUUUCGAUCUACCAUGCCACUUUGUACCAAAAAAGAGA